GAAGAUUUGGUGGUUCCCGACUCAUUGAAGGAAGCACAACUCUCGUUAAGAUUGAACAUUUCCACCAUACGUGAUUUCAUCCAUCAGGUCGAAAAACUGAAAAUCCUGCGAGAUCAAAAGUUAGGCCUAUCCACCGAAGUUCAAUUGAAGAUGUCUCGAAAGUCGGAGCACGGGUUAGCGGAUUCGGAAUUUAGGAGGUAUAGCGAACUCGAGAAAAAAUUUGGACUGGAUUGGGAGAAAGUCGACGUGAUAAUCGACCUCUCUGACGUAGCACAUGAUAAGCAACCCACACUUGAUGGUGACAAGAGCAUGAACGUCGACAUCGAGCGCGCAUCCUCCGAGCGACACAUGCAAGUAUUGAAGAUCAUGAUGGAGACGGAUCUAAUCUCUAUGGACGACGACGACGAAGAUAAUUGUGGAUUUUACCGUAGAAUCGAUGUUGAGAUGAUGCCAUAUCUAGUCGAACACGUGAAGAGGUUGCAAAAUAGGCUGUCUGGACAUGUAAAUGAUCUUGAGAAUUUGACCACAUUAAUUACUUUAUCUGGCGGAUGA
Molecule: messenger RNA, 552 nt
Organism: Acaulospora morrowiae
Lineage: Eukaryota; Fungi; Glomeromycota; Glomeromycetes; Diversisporales; Acaulosporaceae
Source: the annotation of a GenBank genome assembly